AUGUACGUCACCGAUGAGCCUGUAGUAGCUGUAUUAGACACUGAGAAGGAGUCAAAAACAGUGGUAGUAACACCAACAGGUGCCAGAGAACAUACGUUGAGGAGUACAGCUAAAGUGAAUAUCAAUGUAAAUGGCAUCAACAUACCCACCUACCUACAAGUAUUGAAGUCUGUUGAUAAGAAUUUGCUACUAGGAACUGACUGGUUCCAAAAAGCUCGAGCGAUGGUAGAUUUAAAUAAACAAAAACUAGUAAUUAGGUAUUUAGAUAAGAGGUUUGAAGUACCCAUAAUGCAUACAGACAAGGGAAAACAGAAGGAGUAUGUGAACGAGGACAUGAGGUCAGGUGACCACGAUGGUGACAAAAAUGAUGAUGAUGAUCUAUUUGAGGAAUUUGAGUAUAAAAGUAAAGAUUUAGAAGAAGUUGAAAGUUACUCUACAGAUAGUAUUUCAGUUGAUGAAGUAUCGAAAAAUGAGUUGAAAGGAAGGAUUUAUGAUGAAAACAUUGAAGAAGAAAGCCCGGCAGUCUGUCUAGCUGUAAUGGAAGAAGUCCCAACUGAAAAGAAGGUCUCUGUUGAUGAAAAACCACCUGUGAAAGACCAAUUGGUUAGAAUAGUGGAUGGUAAUAAAUAUAGAAGCAUAGUAUAA
This is a messenger RNA of Cetraspora pellucida, 645 nucleotides long. The record is from the annotation of a GenBank genome assembly. Lineage: Eukaryota; Fungi; Glomeromycota; Glomeromycetes; Diversisporales; Gigasporaceae.